Molecule: messenger RNA, 1321 nt
Organism: Corticium candelabrum
Lineage: Eukaryota; Metazoa; Porifera; Homoscleromorpha; Homosclerophorida; Plakinidae
Exons: 8
Coding region: 376-1125 (249 amino acids)
Source: RefSeq, a predicted model, not a curated record
AUCAACAGGGUAACCACAUGCUAUUAUACUACAUAGUAUGUGUUCUACUCCACAGAGUAGAUGAGAUGGCCAACUGUAAUUUGUGAUUUCACGGAUAAUGCUGCUGAUAUCAUGGGUGUGGUACAUAUGUAUGACAGAUAUGCUUAGGGAUAUUGUUCUCCCUGGAGACUAAUCAAUGACAACCAAGCACCCUUGACAUAAAGAUUGUAAUCAUUUGUGGUAUCGUUAUCAUCAAAACAGCUGUGAUGAAUACAGUAUCUCCUUCCAUCCAAUUUUCAUGCUGGAUAUCACUGCACAAUAGGUUGCUGUUAGAGCAUGUUGUGAUAGUGAAUCGCAGUGCUGAAUCACUCUCUGAAAGCAAGACAGUACUGUACUAUGGAAACUUUCUACUGCUACUAUUCCACGUUUGAUGCAGCUACAGCUGCACCUUCAACUACUUACUCGGAACCUCAUACUCAGAUGGUGUUUAGUGGACGAUGUCUGUUUCCUGAGGCUAACCAAUAUCAGACACAAUUCAGCAAUCAGUGGGAUGAAUGUAACUUGGAGGCUUUACUGUUUGACAUAGAAAGUGUAGUAUCAAGUGCAGGACUUCCAGUUUCUAGUUCUGCUGGUUAUCAUCAUAAUUGUGCUCAACUGCCAACAGUAUCAGCAACCCCAACACAUAGUCAAAAGCCAGUUUUUCCAGCAAAACAAAGAAAACCUGCUAGUGUCAGUGCGAAAAGAGCAAAACAAAAUGAACGUGACACCUGCAAGCGAAACAGUGAUGAGAGAGCCUUCUGGAACUUCUUGCAAGUCUUUGGUCCGCACUCAAAAUCUGACCAUAGUACAGAGAUGUCACUAACAAAAGCUGAAAAAGCUGACUGCGUUAAUCAUAUGUCACAAGCCUUCUUGAAAACAUAUGAGAGUUGGCCGCAAGAGAAACGAAACGGGGUUGAUGAAUUUCUUCAAAGAGUACGAGAUAUGUUUAACAAGCGACAGCUUGAACCAGAGAUGAAGUUAGACGUGAGAAGAAGGUCUAAGACAUGCAAGCAACGAUGGGCAAACAAUCAGAGUAUGUGGUGUAGGCACUGCAGUGUCCCACUGAGAAAAAAGGCUUGCUUGAUAAAGGGCAAGGCAACAAUGUAAUCAAGAUUUAGCUUAUCAGGUUAUGAAUGCCCAAUGAGUUGUUGCUAUACGACUUGUGUUCAUUACCAAUUGAUGGUUUGAGUUCUGCAACAAUGCAACAACUUGUUUUCAGUUACAUUUUGAGAUAUAACAGUUAUUCGUAGUUCUUGCAAUUGCUUAUCACAAUAUUUUGAAUUCAGUGCAUUUAAUGUUCAAA